AUGCUAAUUGUUGCGACAGGCCUAUUGUAUCUCCAUGGUAUCACCGACUAUAGCGAUGCCGUAGAGGAUGAAUGGUUGAUUGUAUAUAUCCUUCGGGAACUAUCCAAGUCUCAUCCCAAACUCUGGAUCAGAGUGUUUGACACAGAUGGCGAGUUUCUGCUUGUCGAAGCCGCAAAUGUACUUCCAAGAUGGCUGAACCCAGAAGUCGACAAUAACCGAACUUGGAUUAAUACGGGUCAUCUCUUGCUUAUUCCAGUGAAAGACGAGGACGGUCUCAAAUCUCGCAACCUUGAGCUGCCAGAAGCAGUUGAAAUCCUCAGAUCAAAACGUGAAGCCCUUGUACACUCAGGGUUUGUUGAAGCCGAGGCCUUCUACCGACUCGAAAAGUAUCCGGCGAAUAUCGGCGACUCUAUUCACCAUUCGCUCGUCACUAUACCAAGGAAACUAGCAUAUGUUCUACAUUCUCUCCCCAAAUCAGUUGCACCAGCCGUCGAGAUAUUCUAUCUUCGUGACCCCAUUUCUCUGAAACGUGUCAUCUCACCAACAGGGACGCCAUUGUUUCCGCCCGAAGACCUAAUCACGACAUCUGUUCGGUUCAGCAAAGUGCUUUUUGCCCAACUGCGAUCCCAGAGAUUCGAUAAUCCACCCAGCUGGGUUGAUGUGCUCCGUAAGGCGCAAAAGGAGGCGCCCCCCGGCGAGGCAGACAAGGCCAUGACGAGAUUGGAUAUUGGAAUGAAACUUACAUGCGGAUUCGAAAUGCUAUCUGCAAAGGCUGAUAAAAGUAAAAACAGAGCCGUACGCGAGCUUGCUAUCGUCCUCGAGGACCUUGAAGAGGACGGUGUUGAUGCUCUACCUUCGGACGAAGAGAUCAAGUCAUGGAAGGAUACCGACCGAGACGACAGCGAAGCCUGGAUGGAUAUUGACUACCAAGAAUUCGAACGGGAACUGGAUGGGAAGAGAGGGAAUAACGCUUCCAGUUCAAAAUCAGGGUUCGGUGACGCCAACACGCAAUCUGACCUUCGAAAAAUCGUUUCUCGUUUCGAAGCAUUUCUCAACGACGACAGUGCUGGAAUGGACGGCGCGGAACUUGACGAAAUGGACUAUGACGACGAUGAAUCCGACGAUGAUAGUGAGUCUGAAGAUAAAGAGGUCAGUUUCGACGAGGAAGAAUUCGCCAAAAUGAUGAGAGAGAUGAUGGGUCUACCAUCUACAGACUCAAACAACAGCAAGCCCAAGAAAACCACACACAAACCUGAACCGCCAGCUGUGGACGGAGAGGACGUGGAAAUCCAAAAACUCACCACAGAGUUCGAGGCUGAGCUGAAUGAGCACGGUGCUCUGAAGCUCGACCCUUCUGCUGAGAAACAACCUCGUCUAAAGGACACAAACCAGAAAGAAAGAGAAACUAGCUUGUCAAAUAUAGAAGAGGAAGGUGAAGAUGGCAGUGAGGAAGAAGUUGAUAUCGAUUACAACCUGGCAAAGAAUCUAUUGGAGAGCUUCAAGAGCCAGGGUGGUAUGGCUGGGCCAACAGGUAAUUUGUUAGGCAUGAUGGGCUUUCAACUACCACGAGACGAAGAUGAAGAUAACGGCAUGGAAUGUGACGAGGCUGGCGGCAGUUCGUCAAAGGGGAAGAGAGAAGCAAAAGUAUAA
Messenger RNA from Fusarium poae, 1650 nucleotides. RefSeq lists its product as uncharacterized. Bases 1 to 1650 code for a protein of 549 amino acids. Gene Ontology annotation, cellular component: nucleus. NCBI's taxonomy places the organism in Eukaryota, Fungi, Ascomycota, Sordariomycetes, Hypocreales, Nectriaceae. The transcript has a single exon. The record is from RefSeq and is a predicted model, not a curated record.